Messenger RNA from Castor canadensis (American beaver), 1066 nucleotides. RefSeq names its product mitochondrial ribosomal protein S18B (gene Mrps18b). The record is from RefSeq and is a predicted model, not a curated record. Gene Ontology annotation, biological process: mitochondrial translation. Lineage: Eukaryota; Metazoa; Chordata; Mammalia; Rodentia; Castoridae. Gene Ontology annotation, molecular function: structural constituent of ribosome. Gene Ontology annotation, cellular component: ribosome; mitochondrion.
GCCCAUUUCUACCCUGGGUGUACGUCAAGAUGGCUGGCUACGUAUUGAACCCGCUGUUGAGGCGAUUUCCUACCCUUUCGCCCUUCAGAAGUGCCUACGGGUUUCAGGUUCCUCUCCAGACUCUUUGCACAAAAGCCUCCUCCGAACAAGAUUCUUUGCCCUCAGUUCCCAUUUCCCCUGAUGAGAAUGAACCUUGGAAAUAUCUGGACUCAGAAGAAUACCAGAAUCGCUAUGGUUCUCAGCCUGUCUGGGCUGACUAUUGCCGCAACCACAAAGGUGGUAUACCCCUACAGCGGACUCGAAAGACAUGUAUUCGUAAGAAUAAAGUUGCUGGGAAUCCUUGCCCCAUCUGCCGGGAUCAAAAGUUGCAUGUCGACUUUAGGAAUGUGAAGCUCUUGGAACAGUUUGUCUGCGCCCACACGGGUACCAUCUUCCAUGCCCCAUACACAGGGGUCUGUAUGAAGCAGCACAAGAAGUUGACCCAGGCCAUUCGGAAAGCCAGGGAUCAUGGUCUUCUCAGUUACCACAUUCCCCAGGUUGAACCCCGGGACCUUGACUUCAGUACAUCUCAUGGAGCUGUGAGUGCUACUCCACCAGCCCCCACCCUGGUUUCAGGUGACCCAUGGUAUCCAUGGUACAGCUGGAAACAGCCACCAGAGAGAGAACUAUCUCGCAUUCGCCGCCUCUAUCAGGGCAAUCUUCUAGAAGAAAGUGGCCCGCCACCUGAGUCAAUGCCCGAGGUGCCUUGCACAGCAUCAGGAGAAGCUUCCCCUGAGCAGACUAGCCCCCAGAGUGCUGCAUAGGACUUGUGGACUGGGUGUGUGUGUUGGGGGGGGAGUCUGAAGGAUUAGGAAAUUGUGUAGGAUUAUGUGAUGGGAUGUAUCCCAAAAAGUUCUAUUUUGUGGCAAACGGGAUGUCCAGGAAGAAAGUGAUUUUUGUUGAGGGAGGGCAGUGCAGAUGUGUAUGGGAAACCCCAAUCCCUAUGUAUGUCCUCAACAUUCUGUCACUUUUGAGACUUCUUCCAGGUCCUUUUUUCCACAAUAAAUCUGUGUAUUAGUCUGCCUCG